Molecule: messenger RNA, 930 nt
Organism: Pyricularia grisea
Lineage: Eukaryota; Fungi; Ascomycota; Sordariomycetes; Magnaporthales; Pyriculariaceae
Exons: 3
Coding region: 174-602 (142 amino acids)
Cellular component (GO): nucleosome
Molecular function (GO): protein heterodimerization activity; structural constituent of chromatin; DNA binding
Source: RefSeq, a predicted model, not a curated record
AUAUCGCCAAGUACCGCACAUUUUUCAUUCAUUGUUUUUUUUUUUUUUUUUUUUUUUUUUUUUUUUGUGUCUGCUCUACUUGCUUUCAGCGCAUUUCUCUUGACGCGUCUGGAGCUCAAACCACAACCACUGUAUUCACCUGUGCAUCCCACAUCGCGUCCCGCACCACCAAAAUGGCAGGCGGCAAGGGCAAGUCUUCGGGCGGCAAGAGCUCUGGUGGGAAGACAUCGGGCGAGGGGCCCAAAAAGCAACAAUCGCACUCUGCUCGCGCAGGACUUCAGUUCCCAUGUGGUCGUGUCAAGCGUUUUCUGAAGCAAAACACCCAGAACAAGAUGCGCGUUGGCGCCAAGGCUGCUGUAUACGUCACCGCCGUUCUGGAGUACUUGACCGCAGAGGUUUUGGAGCUCGCGGGUAACGCCGCAAAGGAUCUGAAGGUCAAGCGAAUCACUCCCCGUCACCUACAGCUUGCCAUUCGUGGCGACGAGGAGCUUGACACACUCAUCCGUGCCACAAUCGCUUUUGGUGGUGUACUGCCACACAUCAACCGGGCGCUACUGCUCAAAGUAGAACAGAAGAAGAAGAACAAGCAGAUCGAGGCCUAAGACACUGAGUGUCAGGAACGUGCGUGCUUUUUGUGGUUGUUCUUGUUGGCUGUUUUACACACUUGAUACUUGGGCUGGUUUGGGUUUUGGUCUCGUCCCUUUUUUUUCGGUCUUUUAUUCUCUCUCUUUCUAUUUUUAUGCUUUGGUCGGAAAGGAUGUUGUGGAAACCAUUCUUCCAUUGUUUGGUGUAUAAAGGGUAAUAGGCAGCCCGCGGCUGCCCUAGGGACUGUGAUACCGGUUAUGAAAGCAUGUGUGCUCCUCUCCAUAUCCUCUCUGCCAUUGAUGUGAACCGUUGGUUUCUAGCGAGUAUUGAAAUUUUACUCCCGCG